GGGUAUUAGAAAUUUCUAUGAUUUAGCAAAUAAAUUGAUUUUGUAGUAUCUACUGCGUGUGAUAGAACUAAAAGUGUUUAGGAUAGAUAUUCGAUUUAUGAAAUUUUUCAAUUUUGAUUUAUUAAAUUCAAUUUUUUGUGUGAUAUAUAAGAUUUUAUAAUGGAUUGCAAAAUGGACAACGAUUUUGAGUAUUUGGCAUAUGAUGUCCUGUUUAUCAGCCUUUUUGAAUAAUCUGUGGGUUCAAGCGUUUGCCAUCGUAGGACUCGCGGCCCUUGCGACUAUAGCCGCAGUUAUUAGACUCUAUGCGCACAUCACUUGCGGAAGGUGUCAUUCAACACGUAAGAUGUCCGGGAAAACUAUAAUAGUAACCGGAGCAACUGGAGGCAUAGGCCGGGAAACGGCGGAAGAAUUGGCCAGGAGAGGUGCCAGGGUUAUACUCGCGUGCAGGAAUGCCGAUAGUGCUUGCAAGGCCAGAGAUGAAAUUGUAUCUGCUACUGGUAAUCGAGAUGUACAUGUAAAACUUUUGGAUUUAUCUCGAAUGCGAUCUGUUCGCGAAUUUGCUGCCGAUGUACUUCGCACCGAAACGCGGUUGGAUGUUUUGAUUCAUAAUGCAGGUAUGGCCGACGUUUUUCGCAAACAAGUUACUGAAGAUGGUUUAGAAAUGACCAUGGCGACCAAUUACUACGGACCAUUCUUACUGACUCAUUUGCUGAUAGACUUGUUGAAGAAAUCAGCACCAAGCCGAAUUGUAAUAGUUGCUUCAGAACUAUAUAAAUUCUCAAGAUUGAAUCUGGAAAAUCUGAAUCCAAUAAACACAUUCCCAGCAUAUCUUUACUACGUAUCCAAAUAUGCAAAUAUUUGCUUCUCAAACGAACUUGCAAGAAGAUUACAAGGAACUAAUGUUACUGCAAAUUGUUUACAUCCAGGUAUGAUCGACUCCGGUAUUUGGCGCAAUAUUCCCUUUCCUCUAAACUAUCCAGUCAAAUUAGUGACCAAAGGAUUUUUCAAGACCCCUAAACAAGGUUGCCAAACGACGGUCUACUUAGCAGUAUCUGAAGAAGUUGAAGGCGUCAACGGCAAAUAUUUCUUAGAUUGCAAAGAAUCGUCAUUAAAAGCCGGGGCCAAAGAUGAAGCGAAAAACAAGAAACUUUGGGAAUUGUCAGAAGAUUUAGUUAAAUUGCAGCCUACUGAUCCGCGAAUUUAAGAACAAGAAAAUAGUUUUAUUUUGAAUAAGAAUUGCUAAAUGGAAAAUAGUGCUAAAUCUAUGUUGUAUGUC
Ctenocephalides felis (cat flea) is the source of this 1276-nucleotide messenger RNA. Its product is annotated as retinol dehydrogenase 14-like. The coding region runs from base 200 to 1204 and encodes 334 amino acids. The transcript is spliced from 8 exons. The record is from RefSeq and is a predicted model, not a curated record. Lineage: Eukaryota; Metazoa; Arthropoda; Insecta; Siphonaptera; Pulicidae.